Messenger RNA from Naumovozyma castellii, 282 nucleotides. RefSeq names its product protein transporter TIM10 (gene TIM10). NCBI's taxonomy places the organism in Eukaryota, Fungi, Ascomycota, Saccharomycetes, Saccharomycetales, Saccharomycetaceae. The record is from RefSeq and is a predicted model, not a curated record. The coding region runs from base 1 to 282 and encodes 93 amino acids. The transcript has a single exon.
AUGUCGUUAUUCGGAUUAGGAGGUGGUCAACCACAGUUGACAUCUAACCAGAAGAUUCAGGCUGCGGAGACAGAACUAGACUUGGUCACCGAUAUGUUCAACAAAUUGGUGGAUAACUGUUACCAAAAAUGUAUCAAUAAGACAUAUAAUCAAGGAGAGCUAAAUAAGGACGAAUCUAACUGCUUGGAUAGAUGCGUAGCAAAAUACUUUGAAACGAAUGUGAAAGUUGGUGAAAAUAUGCAGAAGAUGGGUCAAACGUUUAACGCUGGUGGUAAAUUUUAG